This is a messenger RNA of Saccostrea echinata, 1371 nucleotides long. RefSeq names its product aggrecan core protein-like. Lineage: Eukaryota; Metazoa; Mollusca; Bivalvia; Ostreida; Ostreidae. Bases 1 to 843 code for a protein of 280 amino acids. The transcript has 4 exons. The record is from RefSeq and is a predicted model, not a curated record.
AUGACGAUUUUUACAUUAAUUGGCUGCUUAUAUUUAUUUUCCCUCGAAUGUUCCCCUGGAUUUUGUAAAAUUUCAGGAAAGGAAAACUUGUACCGAGAAGUUACAGUAAUGCGUGACAAACAGAGAAGUUCCAACAUAAUUUUUACAGAGAGGAAAAGCUCAAAAAUACAUUGCGGGAUUCAGUGUGGCGUAUCAAUGUGCCAAAGUUUUUCUUAUAAUUCAAUUACACGUACCUGUUGUGGAUAUGACGUCACAAUCACGGAUACAACGUCAACUGUUUUGGAAAGUGGUUGGAGGACGUACAACAAUAUUACAGCUCAUUCCACAAUCACAGAGCCAGUAACACCACCACUUACCACAAAUACACCAACCACCACCACCAGUGAGGCACACAUAACGGAACCACCUACAACGACUAUUACAACCACUACUAUUGCCAGCACAGUACAACAACCUUCAUGCACUUCUUGCCCUUCAGAUUACACUUGCAAACUUGGACUUGUUUUCUGCUACAAAUAUUUCGGAACAAGAAAGAGCCGUGUGGACGCCGAGUCCUCCUGUGCCAGCGAGGGAGCGGAACUCGUCAUAAUCGACAAUGCUGACAAAGACAACGAAAUUUUGUCAUACAUUAAUACCAACUCAAUAACAGAACUAUUUUAUUGGGUACAAGGCAGCUAUGUCGGCAGUCAGUGGCAGUACAACGACGGUACACAAAUUACGUACUUCCGGUGGGCCCCUAGUCACCCUUAUAAGUAUGACCUCUUGGCUUUCAACAAAGAUAAUGGAUUUCACGGAACCACGAAUACUUACGAUGACGUGUAUUUCUGUGAAGUCAAACUCUGAUCGCUACCAACCACUAACAAGCUCGAGGCAGAUGGCUUGAACAUUGUAACUUAAGGUCAGACGACACGUUCCUCGAAUAUCUGUUUUUACAUUCCUUUGUAAUAUACCAAAAAUAUUUAUAUUUAUUAUAUUUUGAUUUCUAAACUAUUUUCAAAAUGUCUGAAAAUAUAUGGACCAAAAAUAGUGAUAUCAGCAGUUCAAGUGAACUUUAGUAUAGGAUUAUAUAGAAAAUACCAUCCCCAGAAUCUUGCACAAAUGCCUGGUAAUGUACCCCGAUUUUUUGUGAGGAAACUUCUUAAAAUGGCAAUAUUUCAAUCGAUCACAAAAUAUUGGGAAAAGCUAUAUAUAUUUGAGGAACGGGUCGUCUGACCUUAACUGAAAUCUGAUACAUGUAUAUAAUUGUUUGACUUGUUUUAUGUACAUCAUUUUGAUAUUUUUUUUUUUUUUUUUUUUUUUUAAGAAAAAAACUUUUGGGAUAAAAUCGUUGCGUUCAACUUAUUAAGAAAAGGGGGAAAUCGUGAAGCAAUA